ACAAUGAUAAGCAUUUAGGUGAUAUGUGGUUAUUUUAUGGAUGUAGGGAUAAAGAAAAAGACUUUUUGUACCGUAAAGAAUUAGAAGGGUUUGUAGAACGAGGGGUUUUAAAAGAACUAUUUAUUGCUGUUAGUCGAGCACCUGGUGCUGGCUUAGAUGGAAAACCAAAAUAUGUUCAAGAUCUUAUGAGGAUUCAAAGUCAAAAUAUAUUUGAAUUAAUAACAAAAAAUGAUGCUAUGAUUUUUGUGUGUGGUGAUGCCAAAGGUAUGUCAAAGGGUGUAAACGAUGCUUUGGCUGAUAUUCUCGUAGAACAUGGUCAUAUGCAACAAUCAGAUGCAUUAGAUUUAUUAAAGAAAUGGAUACAGGAAAAACGAUAUUUACGUGACUUG
Racocetra persica is the source of this 389-nucleotide messenger RNA. Lineage: Eukaryota; Fungi; Glomeromycota; Glomeromycetes; Diversisporales; Gigasporaceae. The record is from the annotation of a GenBank genome assembly.